ACAAAAUCAUACUAGUAAUCCGUUACAUCGUGGUGGUUAGCUGUUUGUCGUACGGUAUUAUUAGUCAGUUACAUGGAAAAUUUCUAUCAAAUUGAGGUCAUCGACAUGGGCCAUGCAUUGGAUCAUGACCACUUUUAACUUUCUGUGGAUAUUCCAAAACCCCAAAAGCUUGUUCGUGAGAGACGGAGAGUGUCAUGAGAAAAAAAAUCGUUACCUGGGAGUGAUGGCUGGAUGGUUUUCCCCUCCCCUCCCCCACUUAAAAAUCUCAUUUGCCGAAAAACAUGCACACAAAGUUACAAACCGUCUUGCAUCCUUGGCUCCCGUCGUCUUCAAAGCUCAAACACACCAUCCAAACACACCAUCCAAAGUCGAAAAUCGUAAACACUUUGGGAUGAAAUUAAAGACAAUUCUACACAAUACCUGUCUUCUUGGUCACUCCCUGAAUACUACUUGUUGUUACGGCCAACUCGAUAGAGGAGACCGUUGAGCUGACUUAGUCCUUUCAGUGCGACAAUGCUACAUGCUAACCGCUGACAACCCCCCAACAGCAGCCUUCUCGCGACAGCCCUCCCCCAAUCUUGGAUGGCCUGCAAUAACCUGAGUCAUUCCAUAUGCUUAUCCGCAUCUGCUGUCAUACGCAUCUGGCUGGUGCGCCUGGUGAUCAUUGGUUAGCAGAAAAAUUAAGCUCGAAAUCAUACUCCGGCAUUUGCUAUGCUAUGCUGUCUGUUCAUGCAAUGAAAUGAAAGAAUGAUUGAGGCAGAGGUCAUCAAUAUGCCUUAAAAAGCUCGGGACAUUCGGAAGUGGAUACGCAAUCAAAAAUUCUCAGGCAUAUAAAGCUAAGUGCCAGCCAUGCUGAACCGUCUGCCUUUGCUUUUUGUGCUUGACGCAAUACUUUCUUUCCAAUUCCAUCAUUGGAGUAUGCUUCUGGCUUUCCCGAAACCCAAUACAGUGUCUCGCAACAUAAUCCCAACGCUCCUAAAUAUCCGCACGAUCACGAUCACGUGGCUUCGACAUUGUCCAAUCAUGUCCUCGACACAAUCUUCACGAGAAGGAAGCUUCGAAAGAGAACUCCGCAGCACACCUUCGACUCCUGGAAGAGACAGUCAAAGCUCUUCACCACUCGCUCGAAAUUCCGGUAGACUUCCGGAUAUUCUGAGGUCACGGGUUUUGGCCAGUCCCAAAGAGUCCGAUGCAGAAUGCUGGGAAAGGAUGCUGGCAUUGCAGAAGGAGUAUCAUUGUUACCAAUCUGCAAGAUUGGAAGCUGCUGUAGAGGCUUUAGAAAACGGUUGGCUUCUUGAGGAAGUUCCUAGACCAUCUCGACUUUGCUUAGAUCUUAUCAACGAUGGUUUGAAGGCUCAGAUUCAGACUUUUGAUAGCUUCCAAGGAGACUUGGUACAGUGAGAGUAGUCUCGGGUUGCUUCGCAGGAUCUAUACUAUAUCUGAUGAAUGACGACGAGAUCAUAGUGUAAUGGGUGGAGGGCAAUGCUGGAGCACGGGUUACAUUCAUUGGCGAAUGCCAGAGAAGAUGGGUAUUUUAGCAUUGGCGUUAUGGAAUAGGUAAAUCUGGACACGCGAUAACAUUGGAUGAAAUCGAUACCCACGGUCUGUAAUUUUGCAUUUUUUAAGGCUGAUUUAUAAUUCUGGAGGACAAUGACUCUUGAAUGGUAGGGCGGCGUUGGAUUUGGACGUAUUUUGAUACAUAACAUAGAAUUAUCAAUCAUAGAUGGGAAAUAUAUGAGAAUCGCCCAAAAGAGAUGAAUCGAGGAGUGACUCUCAUGCACUUAAAUUGAAUGGGAAGGCCUGGUGUAC
Molecule: messenger RNA, 1809 nt
Organism: Botrytis porri
Lineage: Eukaryota; Fungi; Ascomycota; Leotiomycetes; Helotiales; Sclerotiniaceae
Exons: 2
Coding region: 850-1401 (183 amino acids)
Source: RefSeq, a predicted model, not a curated record